Molecule: messenger RNA, 5316 nt
Organism: Xyrauchen texanus (razorback sucker)
Lineage: Eukaryota; Metazoa; Chordata; Actinopteri; Cypriniformes; Catostomidae
Gene: synm
Product: synemin, intermediate filament protein
Exons: 4
Coding region: 204-3365 (1053 amino acids)
Biological process (GO): intermediate filament cytoskeleton organization; fast-twitch skeletal muscle fiber contraction
Cellular component (GO): neurofilament cytoskeleton; costamere; intermediate filament
Molecular function (GO): vinculin binding; intermediate filament binding; structural constituent of cytoskeleton
Source: RefSeq, a predicted model, not a curated record
AACGGGAUAUGGGAUUAGCUCAGAACCGCACGCUUCUCCUCCGCACUUGCUCGCCUCUGCCUCCGCCCCAUCGAGAUCCGAACCAGAGCUUCUCAUCGACGCACAACAUUGAUGACAACAAGGGAAUAUUUGAGCAGCGUUUAACAUAACGUAUUUAAGCGAAUCCAUAGGCUAUUAGAUUGACAACGUUUUAAAUAAUAAUAAUGUUCCGAAUGAGGCAGCCGUUUGAGAGCGAGAAGCUCCAACUCCAGGAGCUCAACCAAAAACUCAGCCAGUACCUAAUGCGCGCGAAGCAGCUGGAGCAAGAAAAUACCUGCUUGGUAAGCGAAAUAAAUUCAAUCAGACAGAACAGGUCUGGAGAAUGGGAAAACAAACACAUGUUAGAGUUACGGGAGAUGCGAAGACUGCUGGAGCGCUUAUCUUUCGAGAAAUGCAGAGCAGAGAUGGAGCGCGAGAAGCUGCGCAAUGAACUUCAGAUGCUUCACGCGAUGCGUUCAGAGGAGGCUUCGGUGAGCAAAGGCAUCGGCAGUGAGAUUAAAGGGUGUGAGAGGCAGCUCCAUCAUGAUCUUCAGACUAACAUUGCGUUGGAAGAUCGUCUCAUUCAGCUCGAAAACGAAUACAAGUUUUUGGAAGAUGCCCACAGAAAAGAAAUUGCCCACCUGAGGGACCAGGUGCACUCUCGAACUGUACGUGUUGUCACUCAAACGCAUCACGCGCCUACAACUGUUACGGUGGAAGAGGUGCAGGAGUAUGCUGCCAACUUUACAGAGAGCUGGAAAGAGACAUUGGACAUGUACCGCCUGAAGGUAGAGGAAAUCGAAGGGUCUAUCAAAGCCGACCAGGCGAGGCUGGAAGAUAUUCAGAGGGAAAAGAGGGAAUACGCUUUACAAUUCAAAAGGCUGCGUGAAGAAAUUGAGCAACAAACUCAUGUGCAGCUGAACCUUGAAGAGAGGCUCAUGAACAUGCAGGAACAUUUCAGAGCUGAAAUCAAUCAGUAUCAGGUUAUUAUUGAGGAUCUGGAGUAUGAGCGCAGGUUGCUGUCCAACACCAUCUCGGAGAAGCUGAAGGACCAUCAGAAUCUCGUACAGGUCAAAAUGGGUCUUGCUCUGGAAGUGGCUACAUACAGGCAACUCUUGGAAGGAGGAGGACAUGCUCAAAUGUGGUCUAAUCAGCAGUCAAGAGAACGAAAAAUAGAUAUAAAAAUGCCAGCCCACCCUUUCACGCCAAGAGUCUCUAGCGCUCCGAGAAGUCAACCAGAUAUGAGAAAACACUUCAAAGGAUAUGAUGUUAAAUAUAUGGAGCCUAUUUCCAGCAUGAGAACUUCAGAUGUAUCAAGUCAGUUUUAUUCUCAUGGACCCUCUAGGAUAGUGCCCAUCAGUGUAUCAAAUCGUUCACAGCAAAGUCCUGCUUCAAGAAGGGACAUGAUUUCCUUCACCAAAGCAGCACAGGCAGCUGCUGCCAGUUCCCCCAAAGAGGUUUCGAAGCAUCUCCUGCCCAAAAUUGAAAGUGCAUCAACCUCUAAAAUCUCACAAAUAGCACAACCAAAGCCAGUGAAAGUGUUAUCGCCAAUAAGCUUGAGCAAGGCCACCAUUGAAGAAAGCCACCAGAAAGAUGUCGAAAUGAAAGAAAAGAGAAUGGAUGGCAAGAUAACAGUGAAAGAAGAAAGAGAGUACGUCAAAGUAGAAGAAUCAAAAACUAAAGACAAAAGAGAGUUUGAAAGCCACCAGAAAGAUGUUGAAAAGAGAAUGAAUGCCAAACAAGAUACAGACAGAGCCAAGGCAACAGUGAAAUAUGAAACACAACAUGUCAAACCUAUUGAUGAGAGAGAGUCUAAGGUAUUUGUAGGUGAGGAAAAAGUCUUAGAUGCCGAUUUAAUGGAAGAAAUAAUGCAGCAGGUCAUGAAACCUGCUGGUUUGGAUACAAAGGUCAGCUCAUCCCCUGACUCAAAAUUCACAUAUCAUGUGGAGAAAACAAAGCAAGAUGAUGGAACCACCAAAACUCAGAUUGUCUUACAAACUAAAGUGGAGGAAGAGCUAGACCUGUCUGAAGGUUCUGGCAUGGAGGAACUUCUCAGCAAGGGAGUCAAGAAAGUCAACCUAGAGAACAUCAAAGGAACCCCAACAGGAAACAUGAUCGAGAACCUGUUGAGUCUUGGCUUUCAAGGUGAGAGCUUGGGAAACAGGUUGGUGAAUGUGGAGAUAAUAGAGGAACCUGUGGAGUCUCAAAGUGAUGAGGAAGGUGAAACUGAAAUAAAGGAGACAGUGGAGAUUAAGUCCCAACAACCAAACAUCAAACCCUCAUCAAUGUUCUUCCAAAUCGAGGAGCUAGAAAGUGACCCUAAGACCACAAAUCCCUGUAAGAGCAGUUCUAAGACAGUUGAAAAGAUUAAAGAUGAAAGUUUACCCUAUUUCUCCCAUGGCCAAGAGCCACAAGAAUACUUUGUCUCUACUCCUGAGGACAAUAUGUCAGAGGAGGGUGGACGGUUUAUGUCUUUUACCCAUUAUGGAGUUGUGGAUGAUCUGUCUGAUGAAAGAUAUUACCAGGAGGACGAGCCCAAAAUGUCGACUAAGGAAGGUCACAGUUACAGAGAUUCACCUGAAUAUAGCGACCAGUCAUUUGUGAGAGACAGUAUCCAAGAAUGCAUUAUUGAAGAGGAGGUUCUUGUCUCUCCAACGCUGCAAAAGUCCAUAGUGGGAAUGCUGACAGUGGAGUCACUAGACCCCAAAAAGCAGCUGAGAGAAGCACUAGAGCAAAUCCAAGGUAAUGUCUCUGGGGCCCUGAAGGAAGAACUUGCAUUUUUUACUAAUAGUGGGGAGACCCCAGACAAUGUCUCAGUGGACAUCAAGAAAGUAGAACAAGCCACAGAUAAUGGAACCAUGACCAUUGUAGCAGAGCUUAAUAUAUCCCAGACUUUGAAGGAUUCUGGACUGCUGGAGGAGGAACAAGAUGAUCCAUCGGAAGAGCAGAUAAUGGCAGCAUUGAGCUCAUCUCACCCUGGAAUCCAGCAGGCCCUCAGAGGUGGAGCUGGAAUAGGAUACACUAUGAAAGUUUCCCAAGAGGAGUUUCAAACAGAGGGAAUGCCGUGGAUGACCAGCAAUGAAGAGAUUGGACAUUGGAGCUCUGAUGAGGUCAGCAAGACAGAGAAACACAUCAAGCUGGGUCCUAGUGAGAGAUCCUUCACAUUUCAAAUGGAUGUGAACAACAGCACCUCUGCAUCAGCCAGUGAAGGAACCAGUGAAGCUGAAGAACGAAGAGGCAGCGGAGCUGUUGAGUUUUUGCAGACCCAGAUGAUUGACCCUCAUUUGAAGGUCUGUCAUGAGAAGAGAAUCGCAACUGUUUAUCUUGAAAGCCCCAAACACGACUGAGGCUAAAAUGAAAUUGCACUUCAAAUUACUAAUUAUAUCUUGAAAUAACAAUUAUGUUCACAUAAUUCAUUAUGAAUUUGGAUAAAAGCAAUCAGGUGUUGUAAACCACAAUAAAAAAAAUCCAUGAGUGAUUUCCUGUUUAAUCUGUCAAGUUAAAUGGACAGUUCACCCAAAAAUGAAAACUCUGUCAUCAUUUACCCUUGUGUUGUUCCAAACCUGCAUGACUGCCUUCCAUGGAGCACAAAAAAUGUUAGGCAGAAUAAUAGCCUCAGUCACCAUUUGCUUUCAUUGCAUCUUAUUUCCAUACCAUGAAAGUGAAUGAGUGAGUGAAUGAAUUCUGCCUAACGUCUCCUUUUGUGUUCCACAGAAGAAAUUAAGUAAUAUGUGAUUAAAACCACAUCAGGGUGAGUAACGUUUGACAGAAUUAAAAUUUUUGGGUGAACAAUCCCUUUAUUCACUGUUUUGGUUUGAUAUAGAGUACAAAUUGUUGUAUUAGCUUUUAUUAUAUAGUUUUGCUUUAAGUAUAGAAAAAGUUAGAUAACAGUUUUAAAAAAACUUUUAUUUCUUUAUCCUCUUGUAAAAAUAUACAUUGUAUGCUAUAUAAAAUGCACAGUUUGUUCUAGUUUCCAUGACAGUGAGAAUACAAGCUUGGCAUGUUUUUAAGAAAAUUCAUGUGAAAUAUCAAGUUAAACGGAGAGUGAAUAGAUUGAGAUGGAAAAUAUGCAUAAAUUGUAGUAUAAUGCUUGCUUUGACUGACUAUAUUUAUGUGAGUAUAUUCAAAACUGUAUUCACAGUAUGACAGAGACCUUAGAAGAAUAUUUGUCACAAAUUUGGAAAUUUUGGAUUUUUAGGUUACGCCCACAAAAUUAACUGACUUAUGCAGUGUUGUAUAUUUGGCCACAUACACAGUGUAUAGCUUUGCAUAAGGCAGGAAAUAGACUGUCCUUCCAGUCUUCCAGAGAUCUCUUAAUCCUUAAAUUACAUUAGACCAGCGAAGACUAAUCUAGCAAUCCCGCUCUAACAGGACAACACAUUUUUCAUUGCCCUGUUUAUGAGCAGAGGAAGAGAGAGAACAUGUGUGAAUAAAAAAUAAAUAAAUCAUGCAAUAAAAUAAGUUCUAGGCAGCUUACACAGAAGUGUGUAAGUGCUUCAAGAAUAGCUAGCUGGUUGCUAAUAAGUCUGUGUCACAGCCUAUUACCCAUAUUCAGAUUGAGGAUUCACUUCCACUGAAGGAGUGUGUCUAAUGUGUGUCUAUUUUAGGAUUCAUACUCUGUCUUAAGACUUUCCAUCGAUACCUCAAAGGUAAAAUAGUGUAACAACUUUGGACUAAAGAUUUACAAAGGAGUAAACAUUUUAGUUUCCUCCAUUUUUGUAAUACCUUCAUAAAUUCUGCUACAUCUUGACAUAUAUCAGACAUUUUCAUGUUAGUCAGUGGAACUGUCCUGCGCUUACAAUAUUAACAAUAGAGUGUCAUUUAUAAUGAGAAAUCAUAUAACAUCAUUUCAAAAUUUGCUUACUGAAAAAUUAGGCUCUCAUUUAAUCUCAUUAAACAUUCAUAAUCAUAAUUUUCUCAUCAUGUUGUAUACAAUAUAAUUAUUAAUCAACAACAAGCACUAUGCUUGAGGAUUCCUUUGAGAUGGCGUUUCAUCACCUGAUGAAGUUUGCCUGAAUAUAUGGAUAGGGUUCAAUUAUUCAAAAACACUUUGUGAUCCCUUGUAUUGUGGAUAUAUAGUGUAUGCAGAUUUACAGUGCAGUAUGCUAUACUUUUUUACUGCCACAGCAAUGAUUGGUUUGGCUUGGCAGACUAAUAUGAAAUAUUCACAAAAGUUCUGUUUUGUGGCCAUAUUAAGAAACAGACUUGGUAUCUUGUCUGCUCACUGUCUGAACAUUGGUCCACAUGUAAAGUACAUACACAAUAAACAAACCCUUUCAGACAAGCACAGAGUUUGUG